Molecule: messenger RNA, 3576 nt
Organism: Dacryopinax primogenitus
Lineage: Eukaryota; Fungi; Basidiomycota; Dacrymycetes; Dacrymycetales; Dacrymycetaceae
Gene: LDO3b
Product: linoelate diol synthase
Exons: 13
Coding region: 21-3410 (1129 amino acids)
Biological process (GO): response to oxidative stress
Molecular function (GO): heme binding; peroxidase activity; iron ion binding
Source: RefSeq, a predicted model, not a curated record
CCCCUUCAUACCCUCCAGUCAUGUCCCUCUAUCGUGCAGCGACUAACCCGCGCGAGUCUAUCCAGCAGAUAUACUACACCACCGUCGACACAGUCGGUAGUGGUGCCUCGCAAGCGGCAAGUCUGCUCGAAAUCGAUUGGCUCUCUCGUCGACCUGUGCCCAAGUCCCCUGAUGGCCUCUACAGCGACCAGGCAGCCCCGGAGAGCGACGCGGUGAACCCGAAGCAUAGUACUGCUCUGCAGCUUGUGGAGGCCGUGACCGAACGGCUGAGGAAGGGCAUGCCUCUCACCCCGGAUUGGAGCACGUACAAGGCACUUAUGGAUGGGUUGGAGAACAAUAACUGGGUCGGGCUGAACGAUAGGGAGUUCCUGAUGGAGAAGGUGUUGAUUUGCGCAAGCAAGCUCCCGCCUGGAAGUCGCAUGGCCCAGCAGAUGAACAACUUCCUCGUCGGACUGCUGUAUAAUGAUCUUCCCCACCCGCCUUCGACUUUCGUCGGUCCUAGGACGGCUUUUCGCUCUGCCGACGGCUCGGGGAACAACCUGCUCAUCCCUUCCCUUGGGGCUGCACAUACACCUUAUGCACGGAGCGUCACCGGGCAGCACCCGACGACACCUUCCCUCCUCCCCGACCCGGGGUUGAUCUUCGACACCCUCCUGCGGCGGGAGGAGAGGCAGGACCACCCCGCUGGUGUGAGCAGCAUGCUCUUCGCCUUUGCGACGAUCAUCAUACACUCCCUUUUCCGCACAUGCCCUGAGCCCGAAAAGAGGCAUAUCAACGAUACGAGCAGCUACCUCGACUUGAGCCCGCUGUAUGGUGCUGACCAGGCGGCCCAGGAUACGGUGAGGAACAAGGAUGGAAGGGGGAAGCUGUAUGAGGACGUGUUCGCCGAGAACAGGCUGCAUAUACUGCCCCCUGCCGUGUCAGCACUGCUCAUCAUCUUCUGCCGUAACCACAAUUUCACAUGCGACAAGCUGCUGCAGAUCAACGAGCGCGGGACAUGGAAGGACCCCGCACAGCUGAAGGACGACGCCGCCCGGCGAGCGCAAGAUGACGAGAUCUUCAACACUGCGCGGUUGAUCAACUGCGGGUUCCUGAUGAACAUCAUCCUUACCGACUACCUGUCCGCCAUCCUAGGCCUCGUGCGCGAAGGCUCGCAGUGGGUACUCGACCCGCUCGAAUUUGUUCGCAAGGCCGACCACUCCCUCCUCGACCGCGGAACGGGCAACGCCGUUUCAGUAGAAUUCAACUUGCUUUACCGGUGGCACUCGCCCAUCUCGCUCGAAGACGAGAAAUGGACCGAAGGCCUCUUCCGGACCAUCUUCGCCGACGAGCCCAAUAUCGCCUGGGACGAGAUUACCAUCCCGCAGUUUAUGCAGAAGGUGGCUGCGAUCAGCACUUCCGACCAGGAUCCUAGGGACUGGACACUCGAGGGCCAGAAACGGGAUCCUGUGACGGGCAGGUUCUCGGAUGAAUUGCUGGCAAAGCUUUUGCAGGACGCGACGGAGAACUCGGCACAGGCGUUCCGUGCCAGAGGGACUCCUGCGGUCAUGCGCGUUAUCGAGAUGCUCGGGAUUAAGGAGGCGCGCAGAUGGGGCGUGUGCACGUUGAACGAGUUCCGCAAGUUCCUUGGGCUGAAGGAAUACAAAAAGUUCACAGACUGGAACUCGAAUAAGGAGGUCGCUCAUGCCGCUGAGCGCCUCUACGGGCACAUCGACAACCUCGAGCUCUACCCCGGUCUUCAGGCCGAAGAAGCCAAGCCGGUCGUGGACGGUGCCGGCCUCUGCCCGGGGUACACCAUCUCCCGCGGGAUCUUGGCUGAUGCGGUUGCGCUCACUCGUGGAGACCGACAUUUCACGACGGACUUUACGCCCCAGGCGCUGACGGCGUAUGGCUACCAGGACUGCUCGCGCCAGACGGAUAACGGGUCCUAUGGAGGCACACUGGGACGCUUGCUCUUCCGCCAUUUGCCCGACUACUACCACGACGGCGACAUCUACGGCCACUUCCCUAUGAUGGUCCCGAAGAAGAUGCAAGAAUACCUCUCAGUCCUGGACCGUUCCAAGCCGUACAACUUCGACAGGCCGAUCAAGCUCCCCGCUAUUCGGGCUGUCAACUCGUACGAGGGUGUCAAGCAUGUCCUGCGCGAUCAUAGGACGUUCAAGGUCACUUAUGGCCCGAAUAUGAAGUUCCUUACUGAGGGAUAUGGGUUCUUCCUCGCCUUUGACGACCCUGCGAAGCACAAUCGAGAUAGGCAGAUGAUGCAAGACGCCCUGUUCAGCGAUGCGAACGCCUACCGCGUCAUGGGCCAGUACUUCUAUGACAAGACGUGCUCCUUCAUUAGGGAAAAGUCGUACAGCCUCUCGGGACAUCAUCUGCGGUGUGUGGACAUCGUAAGGGAUGUAAUCAACCUCGCUCCCGUACACUGGGUCUCGCGAUAUGUAUCGGGCUUACCGAUCAAGACGAAAGAAGAUCCCAACGCCCCGUUCACGGAGCAGUCCGCAUACCAGAUCUACAUGGUCAUCUUCACGUUCAUCUUCCUCAAUAUCCAGCCCGAAUAUGGCUGGUUCCUCCGGACGAACGCCAAGACCGCGGCUGCUGCUCUCCUGCAGACGAUCGAGCUGCAUCUAAAUGCGAUUUCUUCGUCGCCGAUCUCCAACCCUUUCAAGAUCAUCGACAGUAUCAUGCAUACCCUGUGGGGGGAAGACAUGGAUGUCCACGCCUUCUUCAAGCGCCUCAUCGCCGCGGCCGGGCCCGACCGGCCGGUCAAAGAGCUGGCAUACAACGUCCUAGGUGUAUCAGUCGCCUCAGCAGCCAACUUUGCCCACGCGACCGUGCACGUCGUGAACCUGUACCUGGAGGACAAGUACAAAGCUGCGAGGGACGAUAUCGUCCGUAUUGCCGAGUUGGAGCAUUAUGGUCCUCAGGAGGAGAAGCUCUUGGAGGGAUAUGUGCGCGAAGCCAUGCGGCUCGACCCCCAGGCACCGGGAAUUUUCCGUAACGUCGCUUCUGAUGCGUCGAUCAAGGGGGAGAAAGACAUGCGUGUGCACUCCGGAGAUCGACUCUGGGUGAGCAUGAAGAACGCGCAGAUGGACCCUAACGUGUUCAAAGACCCGGAGACGGUGGAUCCCAACCGGGACCCGAGCCUGUAUCUCAUGUUCGGCGGUGGGUCACACGCGAUGCACAACUGCCUCGGCGACCAGUUCACAAUCAAAGUGAUGCCCUACAUGCUGCGGGCGAUCUUCCGGCUCAAAGGGCUGAAGCGAGGCCCAGGGUCGAGCGGGGUGCUGAACCGCUUUGAGCAGGACUUGUGGGGUACCAAGCAGUUUAUGUAUAUUAGCAGCCAGGGCGUGCAGGAGGGCCUGCCGACCCCUUGGCCGGGUACGAUGGUUUUGCAGUAUCACGACCACUAAAAGCAGCUCAUCCCCAAUGCGGAUCCACGCGACUCCGAUCUUACCGAACUUGUUCCCAAAAUACCAGUCAUUGUAUAUCACCCCUGGCCGCUUGUUCUGUUCAUCUAUGUUGUUUCAUUGUUUCGUGCGACACUGCCUUGCUUGCUUCUUGUAUUGUCCGUACCCG